This is a messenger RNA of Panicum virgatum (switchgrass), 3059 nucleotides long. RefSeq names its product PHD finger protein At3g20280-like. The coding region runs from base 278 to 2569 and encodes 763 amino acids. The transcript is spliced from 5 exons. The record is from RefSeq and is a predicted model, not a curated record. Lineage: Eukaryota; Viridiplantae; Streptophyta; Magnoliopsida; Poales; Poaceae.
AGAAAAGAAGAGAACCCCCCGUGCUCUGCUGCCCUGCGUUCUACUCCCACCUGCGCUGCGACUAAUCCCCCUCUCCCCUUCGUCUCGUCUCCCCCCUCCGCUUCGCGCAUCUCACCGCCAUCCUUUACCUUCCCGCGUAAUUGAGCGCCAAAGCGGGGGGACAUUUGAAUUCCCCGCAGCUUCCGCUUCCUGCGCGGCCUCGUACCGUCCGGAGGCGCCGCCGGCCGGGCCCGGCCCUAUCCCCUCCCCCCCUAGGGUUUCGCGUCCCCCCUCGGCGAUGGGGGACGCCGCCGCCGCCGCGCCAGCAACGUCGCCCGCGGGGAAGCGGCGGCGCGGCGAUGAAGUCGCGGGGCUGAGGCGGGUGGCGGAGAUCGUGAUGGUGCUGGCCGCGGCCGGGGAGGUGCGGGGCGGGAGGGAGCCCACGGCGGCGGAGCGGGCGCUCGCGGCCGAAGCGCGGGAGAGGCUGGCUGCCGCCGUCGCCGAGGGGGCAGUGCGGCCCAAGGAUCUGUUCCCGGCGGAGGCGGUGCGCGCGGUCGUCGAGGAUCUCGGGCUCAACCGCGCCAAGGACCCCGCCGCCAUGGGGUUCCGCCCGCCCAAGGCAUCCAUCGCCGAUAGGCUCAUGCUUACUAAGCGCAAGAUGGAGGAAGUCAAGGAAGCUCCAGUCCAACCAACAGUUAGCGCAACUCAAACGGUCGUCAGUGGAAUGUCCGAGUUCCAUAGUUUAAAUGGGGCUUCCAAGUUUGGUGUUGGAGUUCCUAGGAACCCACAAGUUGUAGCUGUAGCUGCUACUGCCCCAUUAACCUCGACAUCCCCUGUUAUCUUGAAGCCGCCAGGAUCAUCUCCUGUCAAACCAGUUGCCAACUCCUCAGGUGUUAUCUUCAAGCCACCAGGAUCAUCACCUGUCAAACCAGUUGCCAACUCCUCAGCCACUGUUGUCCACCCAAACAAGUCUACUCUAGAUACAUCUGCUAGGCCCAAUGUAAAUGCUGUACAGAGUUCCAAUCCGUUGUUGAAAAACCAGGACACAAAGCCAGUGGCAGUUCAAGCUGCAACCGGUAAUAGUGUUGUGGGGCAUCAUGCUACACAAGGUGUGGCAUUUAUUCCACCAAAACCUACUUUUGUCAACCACAAUGAGAUUGCAAAGUCUGUUCAACAGUUUCUGCACCAACCUACGAAUCAUCCUAGUUGGACUCCACCAUCAACUGAGUACAUGCAUUCUCGCUUGAGCUGUCAAAUAUGCAAAGUUGCUAUCACUGAUACAGACAGUUUACUUGUUUGUGAUGCCUGUGAGAGGGGAGUACACUUGAAAUGCCUUCAGCAGUAUGGUAAUAAGGGUGUUCCUAAAGCUGAGUGGCAUUGUUCAGCAUGCCUGACACAGAGUAAAGGCAAACCCCUGCCACCAAAGUAUGGCAAGGUUACAAGAACUGUUGUUGCAUCAAAGGCUGCACCACCUGGUAGUGGAGCACAAGUUUCUUUGCAGGGAUCAGCAGAAAACAUGGCUGCAAAGGAGAAUCACCAAAAGUUGGCUGCAAAUGGAAAUCUUAUGAAGCCAAUCUCCACACAAGGUGGCAGCACGAUACACAACAUAAAUGUAUUGGCACUGGGUGCCAUGGCGGCUGGUUCACAAUCACAAUUAGCUUCUACCUUGAGACCUCCAAUAGUAAAUACUGUUAAAGCUGAAACUUCCUCUAAUGGAAAGGAAGGAACUGGUCAGCAGGGCAGUAGUAUGACACAGCCUGAUGUGAAAUCCCCUCUAAGGUUGAGAAGUGGUUCAUCUUUGAACUCUGCGGGUUCAGCAAAUGAUACCAUGAAUAGUGAGCCAACCGCAGAAAUGUCUGGUGCUGAAGCAAAAAUCAAGUCUGAAGCAAACUUUGAGCCCCCUGUGAGCAGGGAUGAGGAAUUGGUUGAUAGUAGUAGAACAUCUGUUGAACAAACUAAGAUUGUUGCUACUGAAGAAAAGCCCAGGGCACAAGCAACCCCCAUGACUGACAAAGUGAAAGAUGAGGAGACGACUACCAACACUGGAACAUCAACAGAUCAAGGAAGAAACUUCGCUACUGGAGAAAAGCUCCCCAUUGAAGCAACUUCUGAGGCACUCACAAUCAAUGAUGUGAAAAUGACUAUCAAUACUGGAAUACCUGUACAGCAAAGCAACAUUGUUACUAUUGAAGAAAAGCUCCAGAUUGAUCCAGCCUCUGAUCCACAUAGGAUCCAAGAUAUGGAAAUGAGUACCGACAAUGGACCACCAGCAGAUCAAAGCAGCAAUAUUGUUGCUGAAGACAUGUCCCAGUCAGAGAAGACCUCUUCAAUUGGUGAUACAGAUGUCCCUGCUAAUGCUGGAAUACCAACAGAUCAAACACAGCAUUCGAAUGGUUCAACUGAAAAUGCAGUGAAACAACCUCCCAAUGGAGAACCAUAUAAAGACAAAUUAGGUUGUAAUAUAGUCUCAGAUUGUGUUUCUACCCAAAAAAUAGCUUCAAAUGGCAUCAUAUACCCUAAGGAUGAAACUUCAUGUACUAGUGAAAAUGAAGCUGUGGGUUGCAACACAGAAGCAAAAGAAGCAAACUAGAUCCAGUAGCAGGUUGCGUCCAAUUUUCUUUUUUCAGAUGGAACUAUGCCGAAUCUACCAUUAAUUUUACCAGCGUCAUGAUCAACUAUGUUCUCUGCAUUCUCUUGGAUGAUACCAGCGUCAUGAUCAACUGUGUUCUCUGCAUUCUCUUGGAUGACAUUAUACAUUUAGCCACCGCCAACCAUUUUUCCAGGGGGUAACUACUACCUCCUGGUGUAGCUAUAGAAGCCUAGAACACAGGAAACAUGACCUCUUGAUGUUGUACUUUAUGUAGAUUGACAAUCUUGAGUUCCUAACUAUUUAAUUCCAUUUUCUCAUCUGUUUGUCCCUUGCUUAUCUGUAGUCUUGUAAUUAGAUAGGGUUUAGCUGAGUGAGGAUUGAAUUAUCAUGUCACAAUAAUGAUACUUGCCUUCGCCAUCGCCUUGGGUUAGUUACCAAUAUGGUACCGUAUACCCUACAAAUUAUGAUCAUUGAGCUGCUAAUUCGUCCA